Messenger RNA from Aphidius gifuensis, 2148 nucleotides. RefSeq lists its product as uncharacterized. Gene Ontology annotation, biological process: protein modification by small protein removal. The transcript is spliced from 11 exons. The record is from RefSeq and is a predicted model, not a curated record. Bases 90 to 1859 code for a protein of 589 amino acids. Gene Ontology annotation, molecular function: peptidase activity. Lineage: Eukaryota; Metazoa; Arthropoda; Insecta; Hymenoptera; Braconidae.
CUUGUUUCAAUUUCAAUGAGUUUGUUGACUUGUUUGAUACACUUGUCGUGUGUUUUUAUCAUUUAUAAAAUUAUUGAUUUUUAAUAAUCAUGAUUAGAUUUAUUUCUUUUGAAGAACGUAAACGUGAUGCAAUCAACAGGAUGGAAGACGACGAUGAAUUGGGAACAAAAGUUGAACUUUAUAUUUAUGAUUUGACAAAAGGAGCAGCAACCUUGAUGGCACCAAUUUUAAUAGGAAGACAUUUGGAUGGUAUAUGGCAUACAUCAAUUGUUGCAUAUGGCAGAGAAUAUUUCUACGGACCAACCGGUGUACAAAGUAUUAGACCAGGUGGAACUCCAUUGGGUGAACCAUUAAAAAUUGAAACAUUGGGUCAAACAUUUCUUCCAUACUCGGUAUUUCUCGAGUACAUCAACGGACUUGGUACAUCAAAAUUUGCACCGGGUUCGUAUCAUCUGUUACGUUUAAAUUGCAACUGUUUUUCUGACGAAGUUAGUAAUUUUCUUGUUGGCAGUGGUAUUCCAAAAUACAUACUUGAUUUACCAGAAGAAAUUCUUAAUACAAAAAUUGGACAAGCAUUAGCACCACUUAUUGAAACACUUGCUAGUCAUUCAAGUGCUGGUUUUACUGUUGGUCAUAGAUUUGUUGAACCACGUAUACAAAGAGAAUUAUCACCAGAUUAUCAAUUAUUAAAUACUGAAAUUGAAGAAGCAAGAUUAAAUUCAAUUGCAUUAGAAGAAAGACGUAAUGUAUUGAAUGAAAAAUUAGCUAAAAAAGAAAGAAAAAAAAAGAAAAAAAAGAAAGAUAAAAAAGAUAAAAAAAUUGAACAACAAAGUGGUAGUGAAAGUAAUAGUACUGGACCAAGUAAUUACGAAACAAUGGCAGAAAGUGAAGUUGUAGAAAUUCAAUCAUCAAAUGGUGGUGAUAUUGGUGCUGAAAUGAUGCCAUCAGAACGUGUACUACAAAUGGAAGCUGAAGAAAGACGUGAAGUUGAAGAAAAAAAACGUCAACGUGAUCCACCAAUUGUAUUUAAAGAUGAUAUUAAUUUAACAAAAGAAUUUGAAUCACUUGGUAAUAUACUUGAUGGUAAAUUAAAUGAUACUGAAUUAACAAAUCUUGAUGAGCUACGUCAGUAUGUCAUUGAAAAUGAAGGAUCAUGGGCACUUGGUGAUAAUUUUCUAAAUUUUAUUGGUAGAAUAUUGUAUGACAAAACAUUACAAAGUGAAGCAAGAGUUAAAUUAUUAAAUAUACUUGGUUAUGCUGCAUUGAAAGAUGAUGUUAUAUUAUUGCUACAUCAAGAUCGACGUGAACAUAUUCUUAUGAAUUAUGCAUUUGAUAUUGAUCGUCAUCCAAUUGAAGAACAACUUCCACUUGCACAAUUUAUGGCAAAUAUGUUUGAAAAUUUAAGUAGCUCUGAAUGGUUACUUUAUAUAUCUGAAUGGCAAUAUAAUAAUCAAGGUAUAAGCAAUAUAAGAGUCACAACAAAAGUAUCAGUACACACAUUGCUAUCAGAAUCAUCUGCUCUUCAAGAAAGAGGUGCAGCUAUUAUUCACAACCUUGCUUGCAAGGAGAAAAUGAACAAAAACAAAAAACUCCGGCAACUAUUACCAAAUGGCAGCAUUUCUAAGGUAUUUGAUGAUGUUGCUGUUGAAUUAACAAUGGCAAUAUUACAAUACUUCAAUGGAAGCCCAUCAGAAGAACAACUUUAUGCUUGUAUGAAAUCACUUGCACGUUUUACACAAAUAAGUGGACAAGAAGUGCCACAAUUGAUCCAAAUGAUUGGACCAGAGCCCAAAAAAUUCCGUGGUAUUUCACAAAGGAUCGAUGAAAUGGUUGAUCUUGUCAGCAAAAAACUUCGUUAAUUAAUAAAAAAAAAUAAACAUAAUCAAAAUUAGAUACUUAUUAUUAUUACUAUUAUCUUUUUGUUUAAAAUACUUGAAAAAUUUCAUAAUUUUUUUUUACCAGUAGAUUGAUUUUUCAAUUUAAAAAUAAUAUUUCUUUUUAAAAAAAAAAUAAAAUAAAAUGUGCAUUUUUUUGUUUACAAUCAAUAAUUUUUUCAUGAUCUAUUUAUUUUCCUUUUUUUUUUGUGAGUUUUAAUUUAAGUAAAUAAUUAUUGUUAUGGGCUAUGUACAAAAUAUGUGUCAUUUAAAU